This is a messenger RNA of Suillus discolor, 387 nucleotides long. RefSeq lists its product as uncharacterized. The record is from RefSeq and is a predicted model, not a curated record. The transcript has 2 exons. The annotation marks the transcript as partial. Gene Ontology annotation, molecular function: ATP binding; ATPase-coupled transmembrane transporter activity; ATP hydrolysis activity. Lineage: Eukaryota; Fungi; Basidiomycota; Agaricomycetes; Boletales; Suillaceae. Gene Ontology annotation, biological process: transmembrane transport.
CGCAUCACAGCGAGGCAGAGCAAUACUAGCGAAUUUAUGGUGCUCAUCACUUAUGACACGCAACUCUAUUUCCCUGUGUCGAACUUCGGCGGGGUAUACUGCGCCAUCAACCAAAGCCUCAUCGACACCGAGAAGCUGCUCCUCCUCAAUGAGCCUACUGAAGUGAUCGAUGAGCCUGACGCCGAGGAAUCGGUAGUCUCAAAUAGAGAAGUUAAAUUUGGUACGUACCCCUCAGACAACGUAUCCUUCGCCUACGAUGACCAAACUUCCGCGCUGCACAACAUCUCCUUCAAAGUCUCCCGCAGAGGGCGUGUAGCCCUUGUAGGUAAAAACGGAGCAGGCAAAAGCACAAUCCUGCGCCUCUACCGGUUCUACACCUCCAACUAG